This is a messenger RNA of Capronia epimyces CBS 606.96, 2283 nucleotides long. Its product is annotated as neutral trehalase. Gene Ontology annotation, cellular component: cytoplasm. The record is from RefSeq and is a predicted model, not a curated record. Gene Ontology annotation, molecular function: calcium ion binding; alpha,alpha-trehalase activity. NCBI's taxonomy places the organism in Eukaryota, Fungi, Ascomycota, Eurotiomycetes, Chaetothyriales, Herpotrichiellaceae. Gene Ontology annotation, biological process: trehalose catabolic process. The transcript is spliced from 5 exons. Bases 1 to 2283 code for a protein of 760 amino acids.
AUGAGCUUGCCACAUGGGCACAACCGCCGCCGUAGCUCAUCCUUAGACCGCCGCGACCCCUACUCUUCUCCCUCUGUCUACUAUGACGAGGACGCAGUCAGACGCCAACUGCUAGGCGCACGCAAUAGAGCAGUCUCUUCUUACAUCAAACCUGCCCGCGAGGCUCUUCCCGGUUAUAAAGGCAACUAUCCUGCACGUCGGACCAGUCAUGACGAGCACUACCAACAACAUCAAGAACUCUUGGUCGACGUGAAUCGCACCCUGAAAGAUCUCAUUGAAAGAGAGGACAUUGAUGGAAAUCAACAAAUCACUAUUGAAGACAAUGGACCAAAACACAUCAGUCUAGGCACUCUGGCAUCUGCUGGAUACCGAUCUACCGAAGUCCGCGGAAACUACAUGAUCAGCAACCUCCUGCAAGAGUUGACAUUAGCACAAGACUUGGGCAAGAGAGUCGUCAAGAUACAUCGUUCUCGCCUCAGUGAAAACCCCGUCGACCGCUUAUCUCGUCGCAUCAGGGAUGAGUUCUGGACCAAUCUCACCCGGAGCCUUGAUGCCGACACUAUUGAAAAGGCUGGUCGUGAUCCUAAAGACUGGACGCCCGAUCCCAGACCUCGCAUCUACAUCCCACGGGGCUGCCCUGAGCAGCAUGAAUACUACACCAAGGUUGCCCAAGAUCGUCCCGAGAUUAGGUUGGAUGUCCGCUGGCUGCCAGAGGGUCCUAUCACCGCCGAGUACGUCCGCAGUCUCAAUGACGCGCCCGGGAUUUUGGCCCUGGUCAUGAAGAAAGAGGUGAUCAAUGGCAAAGAGACGCUCAAGGGCGAACCAUUCGUAGUGCCUGGUGGACGCUUCAACGAGCUUUAUGGAUGGGAUAGCUACAUGGAAUCAAUUGGGCUCAUCCAGAAUGACAGGAUUGAUCUAGCCAAGUCGAUGGUCAGACACUUCUGCUUCUGCAUCCAGCAUUAUGGCAAGAUCUUGAACGCCAACCGUUCUUACUACCUUACCAGGUCCCAGCCUCCCUUCUUGACCGACAUGGCGCUCAAGGUCUAUGACAAGAUAAAGCACGAACCUGGUGCGCUCGACUUCCUGCGGGUGGCCAUCACGGCCGCCAUCAAGGAAUACUACGAUGUCUGGAUGUCAGCCCCCCGUCAUGACCCUGCCACUGGUCUCUCUCGCUACCGCCCGGACGGUCGCGGGGUGCCCCCAGAAACCGAAGCUUCCCACUUCGUGCACAUCAUCACCCCUUAUGCUCAGAAGCACGGGAUGGCCUUUGAGGAGUUCGUCAAGGCAUACAACUCGGACGAGGUCAAAGAGCCGGAGUUGGACGAGUAUUUCCUGCAUGAUCGUGCCGUGCGGGAGUCUGGUCAUGAUACGUCGUAUCGACUGGAAAGCUGUGCGGCGAAUCUGGCCACGGUUGAUCUCAAUUCACUGCUGUACAAGUAUGAAAUUGAUAUUUCUUGGUGUAUCCGCCAAUACUUCAAAGACCGGUUGGCCAUUCCAGCCGACUUCCGAUCCGAGGCCAACCGCAAGGAGGGAUAUGAGACGUCGGCCACGUGGGAUCGGCGGGCCAGAUUGCGCAAGGCUCGCAUGGACAAAUACAUGUGGAACGAGGCGAAAGGCAUGUAUUUUGACUACGACACGGUGAACAAGAAGCGUACCGCAUACGAAAGCGCAACGACAUUCUGGGCCAUGUGGGCAGGAUGCGCGUCGCCACGCCAGGCCGCUGCCUUGGUGGCCAAUGCACUUCCCAAGUUUGAAUGCUUCGGAGGACUCGUGUCGGGAACCGAGGCAUCUCGAGGUGAGGUCGGUCUGAAUCGCCCCAAUCGACAAUGGGACUAUCCUUUCGGCUGGGCUCCUCAGCAGAUGCUGGCGUGGGGUGGACUCAUCAAGUACGGGUACAUUGAAGAUGCGCAGCGGCUCGCCUACAAGUGGCUGUACAUGGUGACCAAGGCAUUUGUCGACUUCAACGGCGUGGUGGUGGAAAAGUACAAUGUCACCCGUGAACUGGAUCCCCACAAGGUGGAGGCGGAGUACGGCAAUCAAGGGGCCGACUUCAAAGGCGUGCCGAGGGAAGGCUUUGGCUGGGUCAAUGCAAGCUAUGUGUAUGGCCUGUCUUUCAUUCCCAUGCACAUGAAACGAGCCCUAGGCACCAUUACGCCGUACGAUACGUUUGCCAAAGCCACCGAAAUCAAGUUGGGCGGAACCAUCGAGGAAGGCUCGGACGAAUCGCGACCCGAGUCGGCCGACGAGGCUGAAGCAGUCAUCAGCUCGAGCCCAGAGGAGUGA